Molecule: messenger RNA, 513 nt
Organism: Cheilinus undulatus (humphead wrasse)
Lineage: Eukaryota; Metazoa; Chordata; Actinopteri; Labriformes; Labridae
Gene: nmbb
Product: neuromedin Bb
Exons: 3
Coding region: 30-434 (134 amino acids)
Biological process (GO): neuropeptide signaling pathway; positive regulation of hormone secretion
Cellular component (GO): neuron projection
Molecular function (GO): neuromedin B receptor binding; neuropeptide hormone activity
Source: RefSeq, a predicted model, not a curated record
UGGAAGACGGUUCGCCACUCUGCGCUGAGAUGAGAGGAUUCACUCUGAAUAAUGUCUGCCAGUGUGGCUUCUUUUCUUUACUAAUCUUCUUUUCUUUCGUGUCGUUCAACACUGCUGUCAGCUUCGAUCUGACUGAGCUUAGGAAUAAAGUUGCGAAAAUUAAAGUGAAUCCAAGAGGGAAUCUUUGGGCUACAGGACAUUUCAUGGGCAAGAAGAGCGUGAUGGAUGCUCCCCUGCUGCCCUCAGCGGAGGGACAGGGCGUUGAUGCGCUGGUAGCCCUGCCUGAGGAGCGGGGCGCGAUCGGGGAGCUUUUCCAAGAGUUUCUGCGGGAGGCUCUGCGGGCGCAGGUGGACACAGACGAGAGCCACUCGAAAAAUCAAGAGGCGGACUUGUUGAUGAGAAUUUUAGAAAGCUACAUCCACAGCAGAAAGUGAUACAGAGGAUGAGAGUUUGGCAUGGAUCUGAGGUCAGCUGGCCUCUUAGGUUCAUAUAAAUACAUUAGAUACAAUGUAC